AUGGAGAAGGAAGCCAUGGCGGGGCAUGUGAUGGUGCCAUUGCAGAGCUUGAGCCUGGAGCUCCCGGAUGCGGAAAUUGUAGUGGGCUACAACAAGGACACCUCAGCUCUGCAAGAGGAGAUUUCGACUCUGCGAUCAAGGCAGCGACAUCUUGACAGGAGAAGACGGGAGGCGCUCGACAGGCUCAUUGACCUGAAAGGAAGUAUUAGGGUCUUCUGCCGGGUACGUCCGCUGGUCCAUACGAACAACUUGAAUGCCAAAUCACCAGUUACUGUUGAACAAGAAAAGAUUGCAGUCAGGUCAGUUGGAAUCAAGAAAGAGUUCAGUGUUGAUAGGGUUUUUGGUCAGGAGUCCACACAAGAGGAUGUUUUUCAAGAAGUAAAACCGAUCCUCAGAUCUGCACUUGACGGGCACAAUGUCUGCAUUCUCGCUUAUGGCCAGACUGGGACAGGAAAAACGUACACAAUGGAAGGAACUGACGGUAAGCUCGGUAUUGUGCCUCGAGCUAUCCAAGAACUGUUUUCUCAUGCUUCAGAAGACAGUUCAUCCACAUACUCUUUCUCCAUAAGCAUGCUUGAGGUCUACUUGGGGAGUCUCAAGGACUUGUUGGCACCAAGGCAGCCUCUCUUCAGGUCAACAGAAUGUAACACAGCAUGUAAUCUCAGCAUACUAGCAACAAAAAGUGGUGCUGUGGAAGUUGAGGGGCUGACAGAUGUCUCAAUACCGGACCUGAAGAAAGCCAACCAGUGGUACUGUAGAGGACGGCGAGCCCGAUCAACAUCUUGGACAAAUGUCAAUGAUGUCUCGAGCCGGUCGCAUUGCUUGACAAGGAUUACCAUAAGGAGGCAUGGAGCCACUGAAGAAGUCAGCAAGCUCUGGCUCAUCGAUCUUGGUGGCAGCGAGCGGUUGCUGAAGACUGGUGCAUCUGGGUUGACAAUGGAUGAGGGCAAGGCCAUAAACCUCUCCCUAUCAGCACUUGGAGAUGUCAUUGCUGCACUUAGGAGAAAGAGGAGUCAUGUUCCUUACAGAAACAGCAAGCUUACCCAGAUUCUCAGUGACUCGCUUGGUGACGGUUCGAAAGUUCUAAUGGUGGUGCACAUCAGCCUUUCUGAGGACCAUGUUGGUGAGACGGUCUGUUCCCUGAACUUUGCGAAACGAGCCAGAUCAAUUGAAUCAAAUAGAGAAAUUCCAGAAGAUCUGAAAAUGUUGAAGCAGAAGCGGCUCACAGAGCUUGACAAGGAAAUCUGCAAUGCUGAGGAAGAGUUGAAGUAUCUCAAUGAACAAAUAAGGAGAGCAGAGAUCUCACUUGAAGAGAAGAAGAAGCUCAGUUCAUCUAUUUGUCAGGCUCUUAGUGAUGAGAAGGGGUCACCAAGAAGCACUCUAGUGGUAGGCCACAUUGAUGUCACAGAGAGCCCACACGCAACAGAGCAGGCAAAGAGCAGGCUAUCUCAUGGUUCAGCUCCUCACUUCAUGUCUUCGACGGUGUGCAGCCGGCAAAGACAUAGUGCGGGAAGCCAUUUUGUUAGUAAGCCAAGGCUGACAAAGUCAGUAAACAGAUAUCCAGCUGAGCUGAGCGGGAGCCAGUCAUUCAGCUACUCAAGCUGCAAGAAUGCAGCCAAGGCUAGGUCAGUGGCAUUCUCAUCCAGUGUGCCCAAGAUGAAGUGCUUGCCAGUCAAGUCUGAUCAGAUCAACAUAAGUAACAACAGCAUCGACUCGACAGCUGCAUCAGCACCACGGCGGAGGGAAAGCUUUGGCUCCAGACCGGUUCAAAGAGCACCCCUACAUCAGCACAGGAGAAGGAUGUCUAGCCUAACAUAG
This is a messenger RNA of Miscanthus lutarioriparius, 1818 nucleotides long. The record is from the annotation of a GenBank genome assembly. Lineage: Eukaryota; Viridiplantae; Streptophyta; Magnoliopsida; Poales; Poaceae.